AUGGCUUCCACCACAGUUGCCGCCGCUGCAUCAUCAUUCAUCGGGACACGAAUCUCCGAUGCCAACUCGAAUUCGGGCAAAGUCCAAGCCCGGUUCGGAUUUGGUGCCAAGAAAAAGGCAGCACCCAAGAAAGCCUCUAAAAUUGUACCAGACAGACCAUUGUGGUUUCCUGGUGCAAAGGCACCAGAGUAUCUAGACGGAACACUUGUCGGUGAUUACGGGUUCGACCCUUUUGGUCUGGGAAAGCCAGCUGAGUAUUUGCAGUUUGAUUACGAUGAAUUGGACCAGAACGUAGCCAAGAAUUUGGCUGGAGAUAUCAUCGGAAGCAGGAUCGAGAGUAUUGAUGUGAAUCCUACACCUUUUCAGCCUUAUGCUGAGGUGUUUGGACUGCAGAGGUUCAGAGAAUGUGAGCUCAUUCAUGGAAGGUGGGCUAUGUUGGCUACUCUUGGAGCUCUUGCUGUCGAGUCUCUCACUGGUAUCACUUGGCAAGAUGCCGGAAAGGUAGAGCUAAUUGAGGGAUCAUCGUACCUUGGCCAACCACUCCCAUUCUCCAUUACUUCACUGAUAUGGAUCGAAGUUCUUGUUGUUGGAUACAUUGAGUUCCAAAGAAAUGCAGAGCUUGACCCUGAGAAGAGACUCUACCCUGGUGGCAGUUUCUUCGACCCACUUGGCCUGGCAGCUGACCCCGAGAAGAAGGCCACUCUUCAACUAGCCGAGAUCAAGCAUGCCCGUCUUGCCAUGGUUGGGUUUUUGGGAUUUGCUGUCCAAGCUGCUGCCACCGGAAAAGGUCCCCUUAACAACUGGGCUACACAUUUGAGUGAUCCCCUCCACACUACCAUUAUUGACACCUUUUCCUCAUCCUGAGCUUUUCUUAUUACAUUUCAUUUCCAUUAUAUAUAAUCAUCUCCUUAUGGCUGAUAACUUUUUCCAUGUAUGGGGACUAAACAUUAUCUCUGUUCUCAAUCCUGUAUAAAUCGUAAACCCUGAUAGUUUCAGCAGAUUGUUAUAUAAUGGAAUGUUGGUGUACUCA
Daucus carota subsp. sativus is the source of this 1030-nucleotide messenger RNA. RefSeq names its product chlorophyll a-b binding protein CP29.2, chloroplastic. Gene Ontology annotation, cellular component: chloroplast envelope; plastoglobule; chloroplast thylakoid membrane. NCBI's taxonomy places the organism in Eukaryota, Viridiplantae, Streptophyta, Magnoliopsida, Apiales, Apiaceae. Gene Ontology annotation, biological process: response to light stimulus; photosynthesis, light harvesting in photosystem I. The coding region runs from base 1 to 864 and encodes 287 amino acids. The record is from RefSeq and is a predicted model, not a curated record. The transcript is spliced from 2 exons.